ACAAUGGUUAAAAUCCAUAAUUCAAAGCAAACGUUGAUCACUAGAUCCAGUGCUGAUGUGUCAUCAGUGAAGAUAGCAAUGAAUAAUUGCAUUCAUAAAAAUCAUAAAAAUAACACUAAUUGUAAAAAUAUGAGAACUUUAUAUAUUACACAACAGUUAAAUCACAAGCGUUUCAAUAACUUAUUGAUGACAUUCAUGUGGUUAACAAUUGUGUCAUUUUUGUCCAUUUGUAACAUAUGUGAUGCCACGGACUUAAGUGAGUCAGCCGGUGCUGCGGACAGUAGCUCUCAAUCAGUGAUAGCCUCGUAUUCAAUGCAGAAUAAGAGCAUCAAUAUAACACAUUUAGUCUACGAUCGCAACUCAUCGCUUCUAUAUGUCGGUGCCUCCAAUUGGAUCUAUCAGUUCAAUAACAAUCUAACCAAAGAGGCAUCCGUACAAACCGGUCCAUUACAAGACAGUCCUCAGUGUUCGGCAAGUGAUUGCAAUGGCAUUGAAGACAUGCAUCUAAUGAAYAAUAUUAACAAAUUACUUGUCAUUGAUCCGUACAAUCGGGUGCUCAUUGCGUGUGGUUCAGUACGUCAGGGCUCAUGUCAGAGACAUCGAUUGGCGGAUAUUAGCCAACGUGAAGAGUUGGUCACUGUUCCCGUUGCCUCUAAUGACGAGAACUCGUCCACAAUAGCCUUAGUGGGACCGGCAAAAUAUUUCGGACCACAAACCAGUCCAGUGCUUUAUGUGGCGGCCACUAAUUCCCGACUUGGACCCUAUCGUGAUAUGGUGCCGGCUAUUAGUAGUCGUUCCCUUGAGUCGGGACCCAAACUAUUCAAUAUUAUCGAAAAAUCCUUUACCGACGCCCGAGUGGACAUCAGUUCUCAUUUGCGCGACUAUUAUCUCGUCCGUUAUAUCACUGCUUUUCAUACGACAGACUUUGUUUACUUUGCAACCGUUCAGCGGAAGUCUCACUUACGGGCUCUCGAAGAAUGGGGCUAUAUUUCACGGUUGGCCAGAAUUUGUCAAUCAGAUCCCGGCUAUAAUACAUACACUGAAGUAACAAUCCAGUGCUUGGGAUCCGACGGAACUGAUUAUACGCUUCUUCAAGACGCAACUGUUGUGCCGGCCGGUGAGGAUUUGGCCACUGAUCUGCACAUUAAUAUCGGAGACAAAGUGUUUGUUGGUGUCUUCACUACUGCUGUUGAACACACGUCUACAGCCAGCCAUCGAUCAGCAGUUUGUGUCUAUCGUCUCGCAGAUAUUGAACAGAAGUUUACGCAAAACAUACACUUGUGUUAUAACGGUUCGGUGGCUACACGUGAUAUGGACUAUAUUGCCGGCAAUUUACCCGACUGUCCAAUGCCUGGUAGGGGAGGAAAUAUAGUGUCAUUUUGUUCGGAGACAUUAAAACUAAACGGCUCUCAACCCAUUCAAAGUACAUCAGCCAUAACUUAUUCAAAUACCACACUGACAUCAGUGGUUUCAAUGACCACCGGUCAACACACCGUUGCCUUUGUUGGCACAAGAAUGGGUCAACUCAAGAAGCUAUUGAUAUCUCGUUCAGAAUUGGYGGAAGAGUUUGAAGAAGUGGACAUAGAUUUAGGAAAUCCUAUUUUGUCUGAUAUGAUAAUCGAUAAGACGGGUCAAUAUAUUUUCGUCGCCUCUCCUUAUAAGAUCAGCAAAAUAGCGAUUGAACGGUGCGGUCAUUACAGUUCAUGUCGUGACUGUCUUCAGGCUCGCAAUCCCUACUGUGGCUGGUGUUCACUGCAAAAGAGUUGUACUCUAAAAGGUGAAUGUCGUGACCACAAGACUUCAUCAUCGUCUCGAUGGUUAUCUCUUGACACUCAGCAGUGCAUUGAUUUUCAAUCAAUCAAACCGGAAUCACUGCCCAUCACAUCCAUCGAUAAGGUUGAAUUAGUGAUAAACCAAUUGCCAAAAUUGCCUCAUAAUGCCAAAUACCAGUGCGUGUUUGGUGAAGGACCUCCUAUUGAUGCCGAGACUACCAAAUCGGGUCUUAUAUGCCGUACUCCACCUGUAUCUUGGAGACCACAAACACCUAUAGGAUUAGAUCAUAUUUUGGUGAACUUAUCCGUCCGUUCAUCAGAAACUAAGACUGAUUUUCUUCAACGAAAGUUUGCAUUUUUUGAUUGCAAUUCACACAAAACUUGUAUGGAUUGCGUUCAAAGUGAAUGGCAGUGCAAUUGGUGUUCAAACGACAACAAAUGCAGUGAUAAUAAGCACAACUGUUCCCUCACGAGUGUCAAGAUGUUAUCAUCCAGUGCUGGCGCCUCCCUGUCAUCUCAGCCAAUGAGUGCAAUAUCCGACCAGAAAUUGUGUCCCAGUUUUGAUCUCAAACGAAAUAUUCUUCUGCCAAAUGGUAUUCCCAAAGAGAUAAUACUUCCGGUGAAGAAUAUGCCCGACUAUAAUUCAAGUUUUCGCUGUGUUAUCAAUAUUGAAGAUUCAAAGCAAGUGGUGAGCGCUCGGGUUGAAGAUAAUAGGAUUGUUUGCUCGGAAACGGCUUACUCCUAUCGGUCAGAGUUGGGAUCAAUGGAGGCAUCGGUGACUGUCAUGUGGAACGGCGACACAUUUAUUGAUAGAGCAAAUGUCACUAUAUAUAAAUGUAAUCUCUUGGGCGCUCAUAACGGAAGAGCUGAUUGUUCGCUAUGUCUGACAUUAAACAGUGCCUUCGAGUGUGGCUUCUGUAGCAAUCAAUGCACUUAUACCAAGUCAUGUCAAGAACCAGUGUCAAAGAUUUGUCCGCCGCCACGAAUUGAUUGGAUACAUCCAUUGUCGGGACCUGUUGGUGGCGGAACACUUAUCACUAUUGAAGGAAGCAAUUUGGGUACAGAUUUGAAUGAAAUUAAGGAUAAAAUCAGUGUCGGUGGACAACCGUGUGUACCCAUCAAUCAUAAUGUCUCCGUCAGAGUUAUCUGCAGGACGAGUGCAGUGCCUCAACCCUUAUUAGCUGAUGUAGUGGUCGGCAAUAAGGCCGGUGUGACCGUAGCUAAAGAUAAAUUCAGAUACGAUGUGCCGGAACUGGUGGGUUCGCAUCCAAAUAUUGGACCACAUUCUGGUGGCACCAGAAUCUACAUAACUGGAUCUAAUUUGAAUAUUGGUUCAAAUUUGGAAAUAUAUUUGGAUUACUUUCCAUGUAUUGUCGAUAAAAUGUUAGUCAGUUCAACACAAAUAAGUUGUCGAACCACUGCAUCCAAAUCCAGUCAAUAUUUAGUUCGCAAUUUGAUUGUCAAAAUAGACAAUCAAACCCUAACAUUAGGCCGACCAUUCCGUUAUGUACCCGAUCCCACAAUUUUACGUAUUUAUCCACUUAAGAGUUAUAUGUCUGGAGGAAGAACUGUCACUAUUGUUGGAUCUAAUUUGGAUUCAAUACAACAACCAAGACUCGCCAUCUUUGGCACCGACGGCAAUGUUCUUAACGAGAGUGCCUGYGAUGUGAUAUCUGGUUCUCAAAUGGUUUGUCCGUCGCCUCCGGUUAACACACAAAAGGUCGAUAUCUUGAAUAGAGAACAAUUGGACGCCUCGUCUUUGGUGUCCUCUUUGAACACAAACGAAGUGUCGGAUGACAUCAGACUUAGAGUUGGUUUUAUUAUGGAUGCGGUCAAUACUGUUAGAGAAUUGGCCACAAAUUUCCCGACCGUUCAUUCGGACCUCGGUUACGUUCAGGACCCGAAGUUCUUUGGUUUUGACGAAGGACUCAAAUUAUAUAAAGGAGAGUCUCUGGUGAUUGAAGGCGAAAACCUGCGAUUGGCCAGCACUGAGUCCGAAGUUAACGUCACAAUUGGGUCUAAACUGUGUAACCUAACAUCAUUGGCCGCAACACAAUUGGUUUGUCUGCCUCCUGAGGUUCAACCCGAUGGGACUGAUGAAAUUGGUCGCCGAACACCGACUGCAUUACCACUGGUUGUGGUAAAGGUUGGCACAAACUUGCGCUACGAAAUCGGUUAUCUGCAAUACGAAGUGGUCAAGUCAUCUGAAUUGCCUCCAAUCGCUAUUGUUGUCAUUACUAUUUCAUCGCUUGCAUUAAUACUCUUUGUAUUGAUUUCGUUGGCUAUUAUGAGACACAAAUCAUCUCAAGCUGAACGUGAAUACAAACGGAUUCAGAUGCAAAUGGAUACUCUGGAGAACAGUGUCCGAUCCGAAUGCAAACAAGCAUUUGCCGAACUUCAGACCGAUAUGACAGACCUGACCAAUGACUUGGUAUCAAUGGGUAUACCGACUCUCGAUCACAGAACUUAUGUAAUGAAAGUCUUUUUCCCGGGUCUUACUGAACACCCUUUAUUUCAAUGCACUCGUAUCCGAACCAACGGUGCCUACAAUAUCUAUGAGCUGGCAAUGGCUCAGUUCGAACAACUACUUAACAACAAGACUUUCCUUUUGACAUUUAUUAAUGUAUUGGAAACCUCUAAGACAUUCAGUAUUAGAGAUCGUGUCAACGUUGCCUCACUUUUAAUGAUAAUACUAAUGGAACGCAUGGAUUACGCAACUGAUGUCUUGAGGACAUUGUUGUAUCAAUUGGUGGAUAAGAGUGUGUCCUCAAAACACCCGCAACUAAUGCUCAGACGUACCGAAUCGGUCGUUGAAAAAAUGUUGACUAAUUGGUUGGCGCUAUCGAUGUAUGACUACGUGCGAGAACAGGCCGGUUCUCAACUGUUUCUUCUGUUUACGGCUAUUAAAAGACAGGUCGAGAAGGGACCCAUCGAUGCCGUCACACACGACGCCAGAUAUUCAUUGUCUGAGGAAAGACUACUUCGGGAACAUUAUUCGGAUUACGAACAGAUCAUUAUUCAAGUGUUUCAGGAAAAUGAAAACGACAAGAUCUUGUGUCGGGUUAAUGAUUGUGAUAGCAUUAGUCAAGUAAAGGGCAAACUUUUGGACGCACUCUAUAAGAACACACCCUUCUCUUUAAGACCAUCUAUUCAUGACGUGGAUCUUGAAUGGAGACAUGGAAGAGGUGGUCAUCUUAUUCUUCAAGACGAAGAUUUGACCACUAAAUCAGAGCACGGAUGGCAGCGAAUUAACACAUUAAGACAUUACGGAGUCAAGAAUUGGGGGGUUAUGUCUUUGGUGAUGAAACAGUCUUCAGAUAGUUAUAUGUCUUGCAGUACUCGGAACUCAUUGUCGCCUAUUAUUACCAACAAAAGUCCGUUUAUUAGCACCGAUAUCGAUACCGAUCGAUAUUGGCAUCUAUUGAAACCCAACGAUGACUCAUUAGAUACCAAAGAUACGGCUCUUCUACACAAAGCCAUACCCGAGAUAUUCCUUACGAGACUUUUGUCUACAAAAGGAACGGUUCAGAAAUACGUCGACGACUUCUUCUUAACCAUUUUGUCGGCCAAUGAAACACUUCCCGCUGCCGUUAAAUGGGUUUUCGAUUUGUUGGACGCGGCGGCAGUCAAACACCAGAUCACAGAUCCCGAAGUUCUUCACGCCUGGAAAUCUAAUUGUCUUCCUCUGAGAUUUUGGGUUAAUUUUAUUAAAAAUCCCGAUUUCAUACUUGACAUCAACAAAACGCCAACAAUUGAUUCAAGUCUUUCAGUGAUCGCACAGACUUUGAUGGACUCCUGUUCGACAACAGAACACCGUUUAGGAAAGGACUCUCCAUCAAACAAACUAUUGUUUGCCAAAGAUAUUCCAAACUAUAAAGUAAUGGUCAGUAAGUUUUAUUCUGACGUCUCUCUUAUGCCAGCCGUUACUGACCAGGAGUUGGGCGCAGUUAUGCAAUGUCUUUCUCUGACACAUACGGGAGAGUUUGACAUUAUUUGUGCCCUCAAAGAGCUAUUUGUUUAUUCAGUCAAAUAUAACUCGGAAAUUAUGGACGCUUUGCAAAGGGAUCCGCAAACACAACAAUCCAAAAAGCUAUUUCGUUUAACACAUUCAAGACUUAUGGAUGAAAAUAUUAUGCAAUUGAUUAAUGAUUCACAUUUAGAGUCAUAUAUUAAGAUAAUUAAUAAACAAAUUCAACAAAGUUUUGCCACAAGAAUAGAGUUAUUAACGAAUGAGAUUGAGAUUGAAUUCAAACAUGAGAUAAAUGAUAUCAAUACCGAAACAAUGGUCAGACAAUGGAUCCAACAAAUGGAUCAUUAUUUAGAUAAAUGCAAACAAAAAUUCAUUGUCGACCAAAAAUAUGUGGUAAAUGCCAUCAACAACAAAAUCCGUUUAAUUGAGAAAUCACUCGAAGAAAUCAAAGAAUCACUGAAUACGGCGUUACAGACAAUCCAUUAUUACAAACAUGUAUUGCAAACACCGCUAAACAUCAAAAUUUCAGGAAACGAGAGUCAAGAGUAUAAUAAUUGCGAAUCACCUUUGAUUGAGUUGACCACUGAUCCAGAUGUCCAACCAAAUCAUGUCUUUCCACAAAAAUUGUGUUCAUUUGAUGACAUAUUAUUGCCUUCCGAUGCCAUUAAUAUGAGUGAGACUUCAUAUGAUUGYAUAUCAAAGAAUCCAUUAUUACCACAACCUUUACCUUUGGAUUUGCCAUCGAUUCCACCAGAAAUAGGAUUUAUAUCACCACAGAGUUCACUCAUUUCUUAUAAAACAUAUGAAUAA
Oppia nitens is the source of this 6552-nucleotide messenger RNA. RefSeq names its product plexin-B-like. Gene Ontology annotation, molecular function: protein binding; semaphorin receptor activity. Gene Ontology annotation, biological process: regulation of cell migration; semaphorin-plexin signaling pathway involved in axon guidance; positive regulation of axonogenesis. The transcript is spliced from 19 exons. Gene Ontology annotation, cellular component: semaphorin receptor complex. Bases 4 to 6552 code for a protein of 2182 amino acids. The record is from RefSeq and is a predicted model, not a curated record. Lineage: Eukaryota; Metazoa; Arthropoda; Arachnida; Sarcoptiformes; Oppiidae.